Messenger RNA from Triticum turgidum subsp. durum (durum wheat), 576 nucleotides. NCBI's taxonomy places the organism in Eukaryota, Viridiplantae, Streptophyta, Magnoliopsida, Poales, Poaceae. The record is from the annotation of a GenBank genome assembly.
AUGCUCUACCAAAUCCACUCCCAUGCCGAAAUCCAAGCCCUGCAGGCCCGCACCGAUGAGCUGGGCCACUCCAAAGACUUCAUGCUUGUGAAUCUUGUCUCUUUGGAGUCGGUGCGCAUAGCGAGCGAGUCGUAUGCACUCCUCCGCCCGCUGAUCGUGGAGUCGAUGUUCUGGGCAUGCUCGGAGCUGGAAAACCUCUCGGUCGUGGCAGCCUUGUCGCUGGAAAUCCAGAUGCUUGAGCAUGAUGUGUUACCCCAGCUCAAGGUUCAGGACCCCAAGCUGGAACGGGGCGCCCUGCAAGCCCUCCUCCUCAUGAAAGACUCAGCAAUUAUGCUCUUAAAUCUCAGGAAGCGCUUUAUCGUAGCCUUGGGCGUAUUGCUUGCCGAGGAGGAUCAGGUCUCAGGCCGAGUCAAAAAGCUGAGCGAAAUGCUAAAGGAUACUGUUGAUGGUGUACUCAAAGGUAAUGGUAACAUUGUCUUGCUUGAGAAGCGUGUCCUGUUGCUGGUCAAUCUGGUCACCGAAGUGUUGGAGACCCCGGUUCUUUUCUGUGAUCCUGAUGAGUAUUCUGAUGAGUAG